This is a messenger RNA of Camelus dromedarius (Arabian camel), 4648 nucleotides long. RefSeq names its product transient receptor potential cation channel subfamily C member 1 (gene TRPC1). Gene Ontology annotation, biological process: calcium ion transmembrane transport; regulation of cytosolic calcium ion concentration. The transcript is spliced from 13 exons. Gene Ontology annotation, molecular function: inositol 1,4,5 trisphosphate binding; protein binding; store-operated calcium channel activity. The record is from RefSeq and is a predicted model, not a curated record. Gene Ontology annotation, cellular component: plasma membrane; cation channel complex. NCBI's taxonomy places the organism in Eukaryota, Metazoa, Chordata, Mammalia, Artiodactyla, Camelidae. Bases 460 to 2847 code for a protein of 795 amino acids.
CAGCUCAGCCGGCUGUUUUCCCAGCCUGGGAGCUCGGCGGGUGCAGAAUCGCCUCUUGGAGCUCCUCUCCCACGGAUUUUCGUCCUCCUCUCGGGCCAGGCCGCCCCCCGCGCGGCCCCUGAGACUCCUAGCACGGCCCCUCGCUCGGCUGCCGCCCUGGCGCGCGCCACUGUGUCGUCCCCGGACGGGCGCGGACCGGCUCGGCCCGGGCGCCGGCGGCUGGGGAGGGGGCGCUGGCCCCGGGGCCGCGCAUGCGCUGCCACCAACCUGGGGCUGUCAGUGGAGGGCGACUGCUGGCUCCGAGGGGAGGCGACGCCCUUCGGGGCCAACGGGCCCCGCGCCGAGGCGGCCGUGGGAACAACUCAUCCCUUUUCCAGCCCGGGGGCAGGGCUGGGGUCGGGGUCGGGGCUGGUGGGGGCCCCGCCCCCGUCUCCUGGCCUGCCCCCUUCAUGGGCCGCGAUGAUGGCGGCCUUGUACCCGAGCACGGACCUCUCGGGCGCCGCCUCCUCCUCCUCCCUGCCUUCCUCCCCAUCCUCCUCUUCGUCGCCGAACGAGGUGAUGGCGCUGAAGGAUGUGCGGGAGGUGAAGGAGGAGAACACCCUGAACGAGAAGCUUUUCUUGCUGGCGUGCGACAAGGGUGACUAUUAUAUGGUUAAAAAGAUUUUGGAGGAAAACAGUUCAGGUGACUUGAACAUAAAUUGCGUAGAUGUGCUUGGGAGAAAUGCUGUUACCAUAACUAUUGAAAAUGAAAACUUGGAUAUACUGCAGCUUCUUUUGGACUACGGUUGUCAGUCCGCAGAUGCUCUUUUGGUGGCAAUCGACUCUGAAGUAGUGGGAGCUGUUGAUAUACUACUUAAUCAUCGACCAAAACGAUCAUCAAGACCAACUAUAGUAAAACUAAUGGAGCGAAUUCAGAAUCCUGAGUAUUCAACAACUAUGGAUGUUGCCCCUGUCAUUUUAGCUGCUCAUCGUAACAACUAUGAGAUUCUUACAAUGUUGUUAAAGCAGGAUGUGUCCCUACCUAAGCCCCAUGCAGUUGGCUGUGAAUGCACAUUGUGUUCUGCAAAAAACAAAAAGGACAGCCUCCGACAUUCCAGGUUUCGUCUUGAUAUAUAUCGCUGCUUGGCCAGUCCAGCUCUAAUAAUGUUAACAGAGGAGGAUCCAAUCCUGAGAGCAUUUGAACUGAGUGCUGAUUUAAAAGAACUAAGUCUUGUGGAGGUGGAAUUCAGGAAUGAUUAUGAAGAACUAGCCCGGCAAUGUAAAAUGUUUGCUAAAGAUUUGCUUGCACAAGCCCGGAAUUCACGCGAAUUGGAAGUUAUCCUAAACCAUACAUCUAGUGAUGAGCCUCUUGACAAACGGGGAUUACUAGAAGAAAGAAUGAAUUUAAGUCGUCUAAAACUCGCUAUCAAAUAUAACCAAAAGGAGUUUGUCUCCCAGUCUAACUGCCAGCAGUUCCUGAACACUGUUUGGUUUGGACAGAUGUCAGGUUACCGACGUAAGCCUACCUGUAAGAAGAUAAUGACUGUUUUGACAGUUGGCAUCUUUUGGCCAGUUUUGUCACUUUGUUAUUUGAUAGCUCCCAAAUCUCAGUUUGGGAGGAUCAUUCACACACCUUUUAUGAAAUUUAUUAUUCAUGGAGCAUCAUAUUUCACAUUCCUGCUGUUACUCAACCUGUACUCUCUUGUCUAUAAUGAGGAUAAGAAAAACACAAUGGGGCCAGCCCUUGAAAGAAUAGACUAUCUUCUUAUACUGUGGAUUAUUGGAAUGAUUUGGUCAGACAUUAAAAGACUCUGGUAUGAAGGGUUGGAAGACUUUUUAGAAGAAUCUCGUAAUCAACUCAGUUUUGUCAUGAAUUCACUUUAUUUGGCAACCUUUGCCCUCAAAGUGGUUGCUCACAACAAGUUCCAUGAUUUUGCUGAUCGGAAGGACUGGGAUGCGUUCCAUCCUACACUGGUGGCAGAAGGGCUUUUUGCAUUUGCAAAUGUUCUGAGUUAUCUUCGUCUCUUUUUUAUGUAUACAACAAGCUCUAUCUUGGGUCCAUUACAGAUUUCAAUGGGACAGAUGUUACAAGAUUUUGGAAAAUUUCUUGGGAUGUUUCUUCUUGUUCUUUUUUCUUUCACAAUUGGACUGACACAACUGUACGAUAAAGGCUAUACUCCAAAAGAACAGAAGGACUGUGUCGGCAUCUUCUGCGAACAGCAAAGCAAUGAUACCUUCCACUCGUUCAUUGGCACUUGCUUUGCUUUGUUCUGGUAUAUUUUCUCCUUAGCACAUGUGGCAAUCUUUGUCACAAGAUUUAGCUAUGGAGAAGAACUGCAGUCCUUUGUGGGAGCCGUGAUUGUUGGGACGUACAAUGUCGUGGUUGUGAUUGUGCUCACCAAGCUGCUGGUGGCAAUGCUUCACAAAAGUUUUCAGUUGAUAGCAAAUCAUGAAGACAAAGAAUGGAAGUUUGCUCGAGCAAAGUUGUGGCUUAGCUACUUCGAUGACAAAUGUACAUUACCCCCACCUUUCAAUAUCAUUCCUUCGCCCAAGACUAUCUGCUAUAUGAUUAGCAGCCUCAGUAAGUGGAUUUGCUCUCAUACAUCAAAAGGCAAGGUUAAACGGCAGAACAGUUUAAAGGAAUGGAGAAAUUUGAAACAAAAGAGAGAUGAAAACUACCAAAAAGUGAUGUGCUGUUUAGUGCAUCGUUACUUGACUUCCAUGAGACAAAAGAUGCAAAGUACAGAUCAGGCAACUGUGGAAAAUCUAAAUGAACUGCGCCAAGAUCUGUCAAAAUUCCGAAAUGAAAUAAGAGAUUUACUUGGCUUUCGGACUUCUAAAUAUGCUAUGUUUUAUCCAAGAAAUUAGCCAUUUUCUAAAUCAUGUAGAGAAUAAUUUUCAAUAAUAAAUCUGAAGCACUGCAUUUGCAUAACUUGCAAUUAAGUUAAUAAGAUAUACAUUAAAAUAAUUAUGUGAAAGCCAUUCUUUAAAAUAUUUAUAGCAUAAAUAUAUGUUAUGUAAAAUAUGUAUAUAGAAUUCGUUUUUUUUAAACCCUCUGUUAGUGGCUUUUGCAGGAGUAAAACAGAUUAAGUAAUAGAUUUUGUUAGCAUGCUGCUUCAUUUUCUUAUUUGAAGAGUGCUUUAACAGUUUUUCUUUUUAUGCUUAAGAAGGGCAGUUAGAAGUGUACACUUUCCAGAAGGAUUUGUAAAAAUGAAGAUCAGCAAAUGUGGACUGGUCUCCUUCCACAGGCUACACUUGAGAUAUAGAAGUCAUUUUUUUAAAAAUCUUUGUUUUAGGAGUAUAUAUAAUUCAGUAUUUAUUGUUUAGGAGUAUAGUUUUACCUAAAAUAGUAGUCUAUUUUUCUUUUUUAUUUUGUUAUAAUUUUAAGCAACAAAGAUAAAACCCUAAUGAAUAUUUGAAUUUAUUUAUGUGUCUGUAAAUUUAAAUUCACUUCAAUGUUUGUUAUUGUAAUAUAUUUACUUUUACAUGGUUGUAAUCACUUUAUAUUUUUAAUUUUGCUUUUUUCACUUAAUAGUAUUUUAUAUAUACAUUUCCAUAUAUUGAUAUAGUUCACGUAUUUAAAUUUUUAUAGAAUUAUAUAGUUUUUGAAAAAUGUAGUAGACUUUUCAUUCUGUAGCUAUAGAGUAUUUGAUUAUGUCUAUAAGUUUGCACAACUAUUUCUCUAAGAUUAGGUAUUUAUUAGCUUUUAAUUUUUCAUUAUCAUAAUAGUGCUAAUUUUUUUUUAAGUUGGAGUGAAUGUUCCUAGUUAUCAAGCUAACUCAAAAUAAGGAUUUAGAAGAUAUUUCCUUAUCAUGUAUGAUCACAGACUGUUCUGUUUUUGUAAACAUUGGUGGACCAUUUAAUGCAAGGAUUUGUUUUAUAUUUGAGCUGAGGUUCUUGAGCUUAUCUCCCAAAUUAUUUUCCACCAGAUUUAAUAUAGCUUCUAUAAAAGUGACUUCAUGCUUAUUUGUGGCUCAUUCUUGAUACUUAGGAUGAAAAGCACUGAUUUUUUAAAUUAGAGAAUAAAAUAUGUAUUUAAAUUUUUUCCCUGUGUUCAUAUAAGGGAUAUAGUUAACAUUUUUUCAUAUUGCUUGUAUAUUCUUGCAGCAUUUCCAGUUAAGAGUUAUUAGGUGUAUCAUUAUCUUCUUAACUGAAUGUCAGAUGGUCUUAAGGCCACAGGGUGCAGGUAGCCCUUGGUCUGUAAGCACCACCGAUCCAGGGAUCAUUGUUGAAAUAUGUUAGUAUUGUGUUUCAUCUUACUUUUAACUUUUUAUUUUUUAAUUUCCAACUUGUAAGUGUUCCCUUUUUUGGGCAAAUUCUUAUAAAAAUGUUUAUUGUAAAGUUAAUAUAUUUUGUCUAUGAUGGGAUUAUGCACUUCCCAAUUGGGAUUUUACAUCAGGGUUUUUAGUCAUUCUAAAAAAAAAUACCUAAUUAUUAAAUCAAAAUAUUUAUAGAGUGCCUACUGUAUGCAUGAGUUACUUAUAAGGUGUAUUUUGAAUGACAGCAUAUUGUGAGAAAAAAGGUAAAUAAAACUUGACAUUAGAUUAUAAAUUGACAGUCUGUUCAUUGUAUUAUUAUAUACUCUUACACUUUUUAUUGCUAUAAUUCACAUACCAUAAAAUUUACUCUUUUAAAGUAUACAGUUUAGUGCUUUUUUCAAAUUAUGGCA